This is a messenger RNA of Pantherophis guttatus, 4694 nucleotides long. It is a transcript of the gene TGFBR2, whose product is annotated as transforming growth factor beta receptor 2. Gene Ontology annotation, molecular function: metal ion binding; transforming growth factor beta receptor activity, type II; ATP binding. Gene Ontology annotation, cellular component: plasma membrane; signaling receptor complex. The record is from RefSeq and is a predicted model, not a curated record. Gene Ontology annotation, biological process: cell surface receptor protein serine/threonine kinase signaling pathway; cellular response to growth factor stimulus; heart development. NCBI's taxonomy places the organism in Eukaryota, Metazoa, Chordata, Lepidosauria, Squamata, Colubridae.
CUUUUUAAGAUUUCCUGUUUCCCCUACAGCUAGAGAAAGGGAGCGACUCGCACAUGCACGUCAGAAGUACCCAAGCCGCAACUACUCCCGCUGCCUCCGCUGGGGCCUCUUUUUUUCUCCCAUCCCACGUUUGCUUCAGAGCUGCUUCGUAGUCUUUCACCCUAGCCUUCCUCCCGCCUCCCCUCGUCCCCCGAGUUGUCUCGGCCAGGCUGUUUCUUAUCCCGUGUCUGCAGGCCGCCUCAGGGUGGAGGGAGAUAAAAUGAGCUGGAUUUCUAAGCACAUUUUGUUGUGGACUCUUCUGCACAAUACGGCUCACCCGCUGGGACGGGGAACAGCUGAAUAUCGUGAACAUAACCUCUUCAGUGGUGGAUUCAAAAUGGGGAAACUGUGCAAAUUUUGUGAUGUUAAAUUGACAACCUGCAUCAAUGAAGGUCAUUGUUGCAGUAACUGCAACAUCACUUCUAUUUGCGAACACAAAAAUGAAAUCUGUGCAGCUAUUUGGAGAAAGAAUAAUGGGAACAUAACUCUAGAAACAAUAUGCCAUGAUCCUACGCUAGAGCUCCAUGGAUACAAAUUGGAUGAUUUCAAUUCAAAAAAAUGCUUCAUGAAAGAGAAGAAAGGAGCUGGAGGAUUGCUAUACAUGUGUUCCUGCAAAGAUGAUGAAUGCAAUGAUGAAAUUAUUUUUUCAGAAAAUACCACCUCAAGUACAGAAGUAAAAUAUGUGAUUGCUUUGGUUGCAGUUAUAUGCCUUGUCCCAUUGCUGGUGAUCGCCAUUGCUGUAAUCAUUAUCUUUUACUUCUACCGUGUUCAGAGGAGGAGGAAACUCAACAAGGCAUGGGAGAAAAAUGUGAAGUCCAGGAAGCACAAAGACUGUAGUGACGUUUGUGCCAUUAUGCUGGAUGAUGAUCGCUCUGACAUCAGUUCUACUUGUGCUAAUAAUAUUAACCAUAAUACCGAAUUACUGCCUAUUGAAUUGGACACUUUGGUAGGCAAAGGGCGAUUUGCAGAAGUCUAUAAGGCUAAACUGAAACAAAACACAUCAGAACAGUUUGAAACUGUGGCUGUGAAGAUCUUCUCCUAUGAAGAAUAUGCCUCCUGGAAGACAGAGAAAGAUAUCUUCUCUGACAUAAAUCUAAAACAUGAGAAUAUCCUACAGUUCCUUACUGCAGAGGAGCGCAAGACAGAUCUAGGCAAACAAUACUGGUUGAUCACUGCUUUCCAUUCAAGAGGCAACUUGCAAGAAUACCUCAUAAAACACAUCAUUAGCUGGGAGGAUCUCUGGAAACUGGGUGGCUCUUUGGCUCGCGGGAUUGCCCAUCUUCAUAGUGAUCACACACCAUGUGGUCGGCCCAAGACACCAAUUGUCCACAGAGAUCUGAAGAGUUCUAAUAUCCUGGUAAAGAAUGAUCUGGCUUGCUGUCUCUGUGAUUUUGGGUUAUCACUAAGGCUGGAUCCUACUCUCUCUGUUGAUGACCUGGCUAAUAGCGGGCAGGUUGGUACAGCAAGAUACAUGGCUCCUGAAGUUUUGGAAUCCAGAAUGAACUUGGAUAAUGUUGAAUCCUUUAAGCAAACUGAUGUGUAUUCCAUGGCUUUGGUUCUGUGGGAAAUGACAUCUCGCUGCAAUGGUGUUGGAGUAGAAGUGAAAGACUAUGAGCCACCGUUCGGUUCAAAAGUGCGAGAACAUCCUUGUGUAGAAAGCAUGAAGGACAAUGUUUUAAGGGACAGAGGACGGCCUGAAAUUCCUUGUUCAUGGCUCAACCAUCAGGGUAUCCAGAAGGUGUGUGAGACUAUUGUUGAGUGUUGGGACCAUGAUCCUGAGGCCCGGCUGACAGCACAGUGUGUAGCUGAGAGGUUCAAUGAUUUUGAUUACCAAGACGGACUUUCAGGAAGAAGCAGCUCAGAAGAGAAGAUCCCUGAAGAAAGUUCGGGCAACAGCGCCAAGUAAGAGCUGGCAAGAUCAGAGGAAUGCUCAGCCUUGGAAUAAGAGGAAUCUUUACCAUUGGACCUACUUUCUAUGACCCUGAAGAGCUGCUUUUUCCUCCAUCCUGCAGCUCCAGACAACAGGAAUGACUUUACGGGGUAACCAUAAUGGGCCAUGUGCAGUGCCAUGGCAUAGUAGUUGCUUCCUUAAGUGUGCCAUAAGAUAAGUUAUGUUGGUGCUUCCUAAGAAAAUAGGACUAUAUUACAAUGCCAAUAACAAUUGCACUUUAUCAAGGUCUAUAUAUAAAGCUCAGCGCUAAAUAUAAAUAUAUAAAGCUGUGCUGAGAGUCUUCCAGAAAACUUCUAAUAGAUAGAAAAUUGCAAAUGUUUGCUAAGCAGUAUUGCCUUAUUCACCUCACUCAAACCAUAAAAACCUGUAGCUAACUACACUACAAAUAUUAUCAAUUGCUGUGCCUUUUUUUUCAGAGGAGGGGCAAAAAAACCCCAAAUGACAACUAGAAGAGUUUGGAUAUGUUUGAGCUUUUUUUAAAAAAAACUAUGACAUUAUGCAAUGGUAUUCAGCUGGUUCCUGAAUGUUUAAAAUUUAGAAUUUAUGAAUUACUGGACCAUUCACAGUCAGGAGUUUUGGUUUUUCUGUUGAAAUGUAGAAUUUGCAAAGGUUUUCUUCUUCUUUUUUUUUGUUCUUUAAUGUCGGCAAAAAAUUAUUAAUACCCCUCCCCUUCUUUCAACCUGCACUUCAUGUUCAUACUUCAUACUGACUACAGGUUUCUCUCCCCCCAACUUUCCCUUGGAAUUGGGCAGCAUCAAUUAUAAUUGCAACAGAUGUUUUGCAUUUGCCAUGCAUUCUGGAAAAAGUAGAUUCCUCCCUCUUUUUCUCCAUCCUUUUUGGAUCAAUAACAUCCUGUCUAGUUUCUUAAGCUCUUAAAUUCACUUGAUUUUGUGCCCAGAAGGAAUAGCAGAUGAAUUCCUUCCUGAGUUUCUAUGAUGCUUUGGCAAAAAUUUGUUCUGCACUCUGGGCAUGCAUUGCUUUUGGUUCUUGUAAUAUGCAUCAUAGCCAAUCCUGCCUGCAAUUAAUGCUAAGAAAUGCUAUACAUUCCUAAACUGAUCCCCACAGGCAAGGCUUGCAUUCUUUUAAGUCUUCCAAAAUAUUUAGAAUUGGAGCUGGCUUCAUCAGGAAUUUUAAAUGGCAGGGUUUGAAUUGUUUGUGCUUUCUUGCAAGAUAUGCAUUCUCCAACCUAGUUCCCUCCAGAUGUAUUGGACUGCAAACCUGUGAUAGCAGUGGAGUCCAACAGAACACUGGAAUGGUAAUGAGCCAUUUUUGAAAGUCAGCUACUAUUUUGUAACAGGACGCAUUCUUUCCUUUUGUUUUUCAUUUCAUUAGAAUUAGUCCAUGCCAGCCAGAAACAAUUCUUUUGGGAUGAAAGAUAUAUUACAAGUGCAAUUCUUUUUCACGUAGGAGAUAGGUGUUUUUCUAAGAACUCCUCUUUUGUGUAUCCAAUAGGGGAAAAAAGGUAUAUUCGUAUAGGAAUUUUUAAAACUUUAUGGGAUUUUUUUUAAAAAAAAUAAUUCUAUGUCUGCCAUUUGUGUUAAACAUUUUAUAAAUAUUUAAGCAUUAAGUGGACAGAGGCUCAACAAAAAGAAACCAGAUUUUAAAGUAACAUGCGACGUACUAAACUGGAGUUACUAGUAAGGCGGCUUUAGAAAAGUGUAAUGUUGAAUAGGGAUGGGAUCUGAUGACCUCUAGUGGUGGUUGCCUAGAAUAGCAGCAUGAAAAACAGCUACAUAGAAAGUAAAAAUCAGCUUUCUAUCAAACCGGAUGGGAGGGUGCAUCUGUGUCGCAUGCCUAAAUUGCUAAUUUUGUAGGCUACUUUAAAUGUUACUGCAUAUUGCUACCAUUUACCUCAGUAGUAAAUGUAAAUUUACCAUUUACCUCAGUAGUUCAGGUGUUCAGCCUGAAGGCCUCCAGUGCAACUCCCUGAAGUUGUUCUUGUAAAGUUGUCACCAGAUAGUAUUGUUUGAAAAGACAAAAUGAAUAGGCUGUCAAAUAUGUUGAAGAUAAAUAAUUUUACUUCAUUUAAAUAUAAGUGAAAUCAGUUGCCCUAAUUAAGGCAACUUUAAGGGAUGUAGACUCCAGAAUUCCCCAACCUAUUCAAGAGUUGAGAUCUGCCACUCUUAAAAUGAAGUUUCUCAGUGAUGAGGUACAUUGAUCUAAAAGAGGACCAAACAAAAUUAUGGGGAGAAGUAUAUUAAUGGAGAGUCAUGGCUAUAUGUUAUUUCAAGAUUCAGAAUAAUCUUAAAAAUCAUUUACUGGUGAGUCAUAGUGCAUACAGGAAGCUGCUUUCUUUGAUGAUUUCUCUGAAGCAACUAAUUCAGUGCUAAAUAAGAAGAAACAUGGGAGGCUUUCAUAGAUAAUAAGCCUCCUGAAAAGGCCAUCCGCUUCUAGACCUAUUUGUUUAGGAGAUUCAAGUAAGAUCAGUAUUUAAAUUGGCAGCCUAGACAUGCCUAGGUCUUCCUACUGAAGCUGAGAUAUGUUUGUCUGUCGUGAACUGGCAAAAACCUGAGAGAUCACUAAACUCCUGACAAUCCUUUACCUUUUUUGUAUUAGUAUAUUUAAAGAGAUUUAAAAAAAAAAUUCAUGAAAGAUUUUUAAAGUACAAUAUAUAUGAAAAUAGAAAUGUUUGCAUAUCUAAUCUCUUUAUCAGAUUUUUUUCAAGCACUUACCAUAUUUUUGUAUAAAUAAAUAUUGUACCCAA